AUGAAUUUGAGAAGAGCUUGUGAGAAAGAUGGAGCUAAGAUGAUACAAAGAGUUGUCACUGGAUUGAUCGAAAAAACUCCAGGCCUUGUUGAGGGUGUAGAGUAUAAGGAAGGAGAUCAAACUGUGUCUGUCUCUGCCCAUAUGGUCAUUGUAUGCAAUGGAGCUGAAACCAAAUGGAUGGGUGCUGAACUGGUGGUCAAACAUGCUUCCAAGCCUUUGAAAAAAGAUAAAGAAUUGGUCACGGCUGCAUUAAAAACAUCAUGGGGAGAAGCUUUACGAUAUGCUUCCGAUCAAUUGAAGAAAGAAAAAGCAUUUGUCCAACAAGUGGUUCCUCUGCAUGCAAGAGUUCUUAAAUAUGUACACGAGGAUCUUAAAAAAGAUCGACAAGUUGUUUUGGAAGCAGUGAAAGCACAUGGCGAUGCACUUCAGUACGCUUCUGAGGAUUUAAAGAGAGACAGAACAAUUGUGUGGGAGGCUGUAAAAUCAAAUGGUGAAGCAUUGCGCUAUGCUCCUCAUGUUUUCAUGAGAGACAGAGAGAUUGUAUUGCAAGCAGUGAAAUCACAUGGUGAUGUGUUGCGAUAUAUUUAUGAAGAUUUACAGAGAAAUGACAGAGAAAUUAUUUUAGAAGUGGUGAGAUCACAUGGUGAUGUCUUGGAGAGUGUUUACAAACAUUUUCAAAAAGAUAGAGAAAUUGUUUUGGAAGCGGUCAAGUCUUCUGGCCAUGCUCUUGAGUAUGCAAGCAAAGAAUUAAGGGAGGAUUGA
Messenger RNA from Naegleria fowleri, 762 nucleotides. RefSeq lists its product as uncharacterized. The record is from RefSeq and is a predicted model, not a curated record. NCBI's taxonomy places the organism in Eukaryota, Heterolobosea, Eutetramitea, Acrasida, Naegleriidae. Bases 1 to 762 code for a protein of 253 amino acids. The transcript has 3 exons.